AUGUCUGACUCGGAUGGCUUGAAGAAUCAUCGGCUCAACAAUAUGAAUGUCCCCUCCUGGUGCAUGCCCGCUGCCAUUUACCUAGGCUACCGAGGGCCAAUCCACAAACGAGGCGUUCCGACCAAGGUCCUCGUGCUAGACAAUCUUGGGGCCCUACAAUCAUACGGUCACUCGAGUUUUGAAGAGCGGGUGUUGGGAUGUUCACCUGGGUGCCGAAUCUCCUAUGCAUCAAUAGAACAUCCUUUGCUCGUGGCCGGGCUGGCGUAUACUACCACAAACAAGUUGAUUGCGAGACUAGCCGUGAAAGCACAGAAUCAAAUGCAAAACUCGAGCCAUUGGAAUUCACUCAUCCACUUUCAUAUGAAGCCUGCCGAAUGUGAUUUAUUCCCUAAUAUCGACAUCAAACUUUUGUCAUCUACCCAAAUCAAACCUUUCUCAUCUACCUCGAUCAGAAUACGACAUCAAAAAACACGAAUGGAUUACAUUCCAGGGAUGAAUUGCGAUGAACCUUCUUACGAUCAAUACACGUGGAGGAAACUGGUCAGGGACAAACAGGCUAUGAUACGGGCGAUAUCCGCAGCCAGCAAACGUUCUGGAAGGCAUGAAUAUCCUGCUGAAAGGGGCCCUAGAAACGGGCAAAAGACGGUUGCUCAUGCGAUCUGCAACAUGCUCAAGCGCCCGAUGCUUGACGUUCGGGUGAAUGACAUCCCAUACCUUGCCGAUCUCGUGAUUGAGGGGAAUGCGUUGGUGGUCGUAGACUACGCAGAUGUAGUAUUUCAUGAACUCCGAAUGCCCAGAGAGUCGAGAAUGCAUCCAUGUGAUGCUUUGAGAAUUCGAGUCGCCCGGAUGUAUCUGUCUGUGGCCCUUGGUGUCGACGACGAGCAGCAGGCACUGCUCAAACCGUUCUCUGCUGCCAUCGAAUUCCCCGACCUCGAUCUGGCAGCCCGUCGCCAACGAUGGCUACAACUCUUUGGUCGAGAUGAUCUAGUUUCAACUAUAUCUAGCAGCAAGCACGCACCCAUCCCUACCACGGGAACUGAGAACGAGCUGAACAAUGCAACAUGCAAUGUCAUCAAAUGA
This is a messenger RNA of Suillus discolor, 1080 nucleotides long. RefSeq lists its product as uncharacterized. The transcript is spliced from 16 exons. NCBI's taxonomy places the organism in Eukaryota, Fungi, Basidiomycota, Agaricomycetes, Boletales, Suillaceae. The coding region runs from base 1 to 1080 and encodes 359 amino acids. The record is from RefSeq and is a predicted model, not a curated record.